UGAGUCUGAAAAGCGGCGGCGGGGACGACGGGGGGCUGAACCUCGGCGCGAGCGGGCGGGCGGCGCCAUGGAGCUAACGGCCCCUCCGCGGCCCUGGGCCUUCUUCUCGCUGGCGGCCGCGGCGCUGCUGCUGCCGGGGGCGGCGGGUAUGUCAUGUUGUAAUCAUGCAAAGGAUAACUUAAUGUGCCGUGAUGUUUGUGAACAGAUUUUAUCCUCUAAAAGUGAUUCCCGUUUGAAACAUUUGCUGCAGCGGGCACCAGAAUAUUGCCCAGAGUCAAUGGGAGAAGUUUGGGGUUGUAUAAAUUCUUCUUUGCCAGGUGUUUUGAAAAAGUCUGAUGGUUGGGUUGGCUUAGGUUGCUGUGAACUAGCUAUUGUUGUGGAAUGUCGACAAGCAUGUAAACAGGCUUCUUCAAAAAAUGACAUUUUGAAAGUUUGCAGAAAAGAAUAUGAGAAUGCUCUUUUUAGUUGCAUUAACAGAAAUGAGAUGGGAUCAGUUUGUUGCAGUUAUGCAGGACAUCAUACAAACUGCCGGGAAUAUUGUCAAGCAAUUUUUCGGACAGACUCUUCUCCUGGUCCUUCACAAAUAAAAGCAGUUGAAAGUUACUGUGCCUCUAUUAGCCCUCAGUUAAUACACUGCGUGAACAACUACACACAGUCAUAUCCAAUGAGAAACCCUACAGAUAGUUUGUAUUGCUGUGACAGAGCAGAAGAUUAUACCUGCCAAAGUGCUUGUAAAAAGAUUCUGAUGUCAAAGAAAACAGAACUUGAAAUUGUUGAUGGACUUAUAGAAGGAUGUAAAACAAUGCCUCUGCCUCAAGAUCCACUUUGGCAGUGUUUUCUUGAGAGUUCAAGGUCUGUUCACCCUGGCGUCACUGUGCAUCCUCCUCCUUCAACAGGCCUUGAUGGGGCUAAAUUGCAUUGCUGUUCUAAAGCAAACACGUCCACAUGUAGGGAGUUGUGCACUAAACUUUAUAGCACAAGCUGGGGCAAUACACAGAGUUGGCAAGAAUUUGAUCGCAUUUGUGAGUACAGCCCAGUUGAAGUUUCCAUGUUGACCUGUUUAGCAGAUGUACGCGAACCUUGUCAGCUGGGCUGUAGAAAUCUCACUUACUGCACUAAUUUUAAUAACAGACCAACAGAACUUUUUAGAAGCUGCAAUGCUCAGUCAGACCAAGGAGCCAUGAAUGACAUGAAGCUUUGGGAGAAAGGAAGUAUUAAGAUGCCAUUUAUAAACAUUCCUGUUCUUGACAUUAAAAAAUGCCAACCAGAAACAUGGAAGGCAAUUGCUUGCUCACUGCAGAUUAAACCUUGUCACAGUAAAUCUAGAGGAAGUAUUAUCUGCAAAUCAGAUUGUGUGGAAAUUCUGAAGAAAUGUGGAGACCAAAAUAAAUUUCCUGAGGGCCACACAGCUGAAAGCAUUUGUGAACUUCUGUCUCCAACAGAUGACUUUGAGAACUGUAUCCCUUUGGAUACAUACCUUAGCCCGAGUUCUUUAGGUAACAUUGUGGAGGAGGUUACACAUCCAUGUAAUCCAAAUCCUUGUGCUGCCAAUCAGUUGUGUGAGGUAAAUAGAAAAGGAUGUCAGUCUGGAGAACCCUGUCUUCCCUAUUUUUGUGUUCAAGCCCUUCUGCAAAUCAGUGGAACCAGUAUGUGGACAUAAUGGUGAAACCUACAAUAAUGUGUGUGCUGCCUAUUCUGACCGUGUGGCUGUGGACUACUAUGGACAUUGUCAAGCUGUAGGAGUUGUCUCAGACUAUAGUUUACAAACAGAAUGCACCUCUGUUAAAUGUCCUCAUCUUUCUGCAACUGGAUGCAAACCAGUUGUUGCACCAGGAGCCUGCUGCCCACUGUGUGCUGGAAUGCUGAGAGUCUUAUACGAUAAAGACAAGCUGGACACUUUUGCUAAGGUAACCAAUAAAAAGCCAAUAACUGUACUUGAAGUACUUCAAAAAAUCCGUCUACAUGUUUCAGUGCCACAAUGUGACGUGUUCGGAUACUUAAGCAUAGAAUCUGAAAUUGUGAUUCUCAUCAUACCCGUUGAUCAAAACCCCAAACCAUUGCAGAUUGAAGCCUGCAAUAAAGAAGCAGAAAAGAUAGAGUCGCUGAUAAAUUCUGACAGCCCAACUUUAGCAUCCCAUGUGCCAUUAUCCGCACUGAUCACAUCCCAAGUGCAAGUUUCCUGUAGUAUAUCUUCUUCCUCUAUUAAAGCUGUGCCUGUAUUGCAGACCCUGCUCUUGAGCCUUAUAUUGACCUUGCAAGCAUCAAUCAACAAUACAUAACUGCUUAGAAAAUGUGCAAAAUAAAUAUCCUAUUGUAUUUUUUCUAUAUUGCGAAGGACAUUCAGAACUGCUGAUCUAUUAAUAGAGCAAAAUAUAUUUUAACCAGAAAGAAAAAUAUAUAUCAGUUUGGUUCAACAAAAUUCCAGAAAAAGGUUUUAAUAUACUACAUUUUUCAUUAAAAAUGAAUUUUAAAAUAUUUGAAAUAAUCCAAAAGAAAACUCUAUUAAUCACUAAAAUCACUAGUCAAAAGAUUUUUCAAACACAAAUCAUUUUCUUUAUGCACACAUACCUUAAAAAUAUUGUACAAAUCUUUAAACUUGUGAUUCUGUGAAAAGGAAGUUGUUGUUACACAAAAAUUUUCAGCAGUGAACAAACAUAUUGUGAUUUUUGAAAAGUGUUUUUUUUUUUUGUUAUUCAGAUGUAUAUCAUUGAGAAUUAUGACAAGUAUGCACCUAUUUUAAACAUCAAUUUUUGGAAGAAACAAAAAUUGCUGCUACUUAAAUAAUUUACCAAAAAACGAAUUGAGUAUUUUUUUGUGUGAAUAUAUUAUCUUGUAUUUUAUUAUGAAGAAAGCUAAAUAGCCAUGGGCCUAUCCCAGCAAACUUACACAUUUGAGUAGCUUUACUCACCUGCUUAAGUACUUGCAGGAUAUUGGGCCCCAUGUUUGUAAAAUGACAAUCAUUUUCUAAGCCAGAACCUUAUUUACGUUAAGAAAUGGAGAAAUGUAUUCAUUUCUACAGUUCUGUACAUUGCAAAUACCAUGUAUUCUAUCUGAUUUUUUUUAUUGGAUGCAAAAUUAUAAAGCCUCUAUUUAUAAGUGCCAUUUUAAAUAUUGCAGUAUUUGCAUGUUAUCUAAUGAAAUUUACACUUUAAAUAUGUUGAUUUUAUACAAACAAUACAUUAAAAGUUAUUGUGUUUUAUGCACAUUAACUUAAUCUACAUGAAGUGUUUUGUAUCAGUAUUAUAAUAGCCAACUUUUGAAGUUUAUACAGAAAAACUUUUUUGCCAAAAUAUUGAACUUUAAAAGAAGGCACUGAAAACUUUUUGAACCUUUUGUAUGUUACUGUAGCAUGUUUGUAGCAAUUAUUUUCUGUUAAAAAAUAUUUUCAGUGCAAAUGUAUCAAAGCUUUUUUUAUUUUAAUAAAAAGAAUGUUUAUUUUCUCAUGUAUACUUAAAAAUAUAUAUGCAAUUUUAUAAAAUCCUCCACAUA
Molecule: messenger RNA, 3489 nt
Organism: Trachemys scripta elegans
Lineage: Eukaryota; Metazoa; Chordata; Testudines; Emydidae
Gene: RECK
Product: reversion inducing cysteine rich protein with kazal motifs
Biological process (GO): extracellular matrix organization; sprouting angiogenesis; blood vessel maturation
Cellular component (GO): plasma membrane
Molecular function (GO): protein binding; metalloendopeptidase inhibitor activity
Source: RefSeq, a predicted model, not a curated record